This is a messenger RNA of Aspergillus luchuensis, 297 nucleotides long. RefSeq lists its product as uncharacterized. The record is from RefSeq and is a predicted model, not a curated record. The transcript has a single exon. Lineage: Eukaryota; Fungi; Ascomycota; Eurotiomycetes; Eurotiales; Aspergillaceae. Bases 1 to 297 code for a protein of 98 amino acids.
AUGGCGGACCUCGGAUAUGACAGCCUGAGCCCCUUGGUAAAUGGGGAGGCCAGAAAUAGUGACACCAUGAAACGCCCUGAUGAUAUGGGCGCUCAACGCUCAAGUGGAAUGGGAAAUAUGUCGACAGCUCCGGAACCGAGAGCAAAUUUCGAUGCUCACGAGGGCAUGAACCUACAGCUCUUAGAUACAGGCGCUGAAUUCCCGGCUCAGAUGUGUGAUGCCAGACCCAUUGACAAUCUAAAUGACAACAAUGUCCGCGACUUUUCCAGCAAGGGUGAGACAAGCGAGACACUGUAA